ACGCUGCCGGGGGAGGUGCUCGCUCCUCCUCUCUUAUUAGUAAUAACAUGACUUGUAAUGAAGGAAUAAAUAACCCAGAAGAUAAGACGAGUGGCAAGGGGACUGCUACCAAGUACAAGAUACAUAAGAAAAGAUGGUUGUCGUUGAGGAGUGAGGAGCAGUGGUGGGUGAGCUUGGUUACACUGACAGUGCUCGCAGCCAUCACCCGCCAGACCUCACUAGACGAGCCUCCAGGCACGCUGUGGGACGAGGUGCACUUCGGUACCUUCGCUAACCAUUACAUCAACCGCAACUUCUACCACGAUGUUCACCCUCCCCUGGGCAAGAUGGUGAUCGCUGGAGCGGCGUGGUUGGCUGGCUACAAUGGAACCUUUGACUUCCAGGGGAGUAGCAUCUACACCCGUGAUCUUAACUAUGUUGCUCUGCGCUCGAUGAUGGCUGUGCUGGGAUCUAUGCUGGUGCCGCUCAGUUUUCUGCUGGUGUGGGAGCUGUCUACCUCUCUCACCGCUGCCGGCCUCGCUGCACUCUGCGUCCUCACAGAUACGUUCGUUCAUCGGCUCAACACACUGAUUCUCCUGGACCCACUACUGCUGGUGACCAUUCUGGCCAGUGUCUACGGCAUCACAAAAUUCCACAACCAGAGGCAUAGGGCAUGGAGCAGUGCGUGGUGGUGGUGGCUGUGUUUCACAGGCAUGAGUCUUGGUACGGUGAUGAGCAUCAAGUACGUAGGGGCCUUCACCGUACUGUACGUAGGACUGCACACCGCCUACCAGCUCUUCUGCAUCGCUGCCGACACCAACACACCUCUUUUGCAGGUGCUUCCUCACACAGCAGCGCGGGCAGCUGCUCUCAUUAUCCUGCCCACUGCUGUCUACCUCACUACCUUCGUCAUUCACUUCUCCAUCCUUACACAGUGGGACGUUAACGGUGGCGGCUUAUACCACACUAAGUUCUUCUUAGCCUUCAACGGUACUGAGUACGACAACGCUACCUUCCCUAAGUAUGUUCAUUAUGGAGCCAACGUGACGAUCCAGAGCAGCCGACCCAUCUGUGGCUACCUCGAGUCUUGGUACGACCUCUUUCCGUCAGAACUCACUGCCCCCUGUCAGCAGGUCACCACCUCAACCAUCAGGGAUAACGAAACAGUCAUGUGGACUAUCAAAAAGGUAGAUAUUGAUGCUGGGUCAGUGGUGGAUGGUAAGGACCCGCUGCAGGAGGCGCUGCUGGUGCGUAAUGGAGACUAUGUGAUGCUGACCCACGCUGCUACUGGUCGCUCUCUGCGCUCUCACGGUCACCGAGCACCCAUCACCAAGCGUCACUACCAAGUCUGCGGCUACGGAGAUGAUGGUGCUGGUGGACCAUUUGAAACGUGGGAACUGUUGGUACCUGGGACGAAGGUAGGUGAGCCUCUGCAGGUGGUCGAGCACGACUUCCUUCUGCGCCACUACAAGAUAAACUGCUUCCUCAAAGGCAAUGAGAAGGUCGUCUUACCCAAGGAAUGGGCAUUCAACGGAGCGAAGGAGGUGACAUGCACCAGGAACAUGGAACAGCCAGGCACAGAGUGGCACAUUAACUGGAACGUCAGUCCUAAACUAAAGGAGAAGGUGAUGGUGAAAGACAUGGCUCUGGGUCUGUGGGACAAGAUCAUCCAUCAACACUUAAAUAUGUUCAUCAGUAACUCUCUCCUCGUGGGCACCGAAGAAGAGGCCGAACACUCAGCCAGACCCUGGAUGUGGCCCAUACUCUGGCGAAUCCAGAUGAUGGGAACAUACGUAGUGAACAAAACUAGCGGGAGGAUGGAAAAGGUGGUUGGAGAGUACGUUCCGCAGGGGACGACAGAGAAGGGAGUGUUUUCUGUAGGCAUGACCAACCCCUUCCUCACCUACCUGAACCUAGUGUGCCUGAUAGGUGUGCUUGUGCUCAGUCUCGCUCAUAGCUACUGCAACUCUCGAUGUCCACAAGAGAACCCCCACAACGCAGGUGUGCGGCGUAAGGCGCUGGUGGCGUGCUGGUGGCUGGCAGGAUGCUGGGCUAUACACUACCUCCCAUUCUUCUUCAUGUCUAGAGUCCUCUACUACCACCACUACUGCCCCGCUUACCUCUUCUCCUGCAUGAUUACAGGUGUGCUUCUGUCUUGGGUGAGUGAAGCAGUUGCGGGAGCAGUUAGGAAGGCAUGGCAGAAGACAGUGAAGUGGUCUCUCCUGCUGCUGACCUCUACCGCCCUUGUCUGCUCCUACGCAUUUUUCUGGCCGCUGGCCACCCACAUCAAGGGCGAGAUCUUCGAGGCCAACCCUAGAGUGAACUCUGGCCUUGACUACUUCUACAUAGGUCAGCUGUGGCCAGAGUUUGGCUAUAGGAAGAGUGAAUAUGUCAGCAUCGUUUCCACCAUUAUAGAGAAGUGGAGCGAGGGACUCUUGGACAACCCCGACUUGAAUGCUACUCUCUACUACCUGACGCAGCUCAACUACACUGCCCACAACCCUGGCAACAUCCACCCAGUACACGCAUCCAACUUCAGCCUCUGGAGACCUUCCACUCUCAACCACGCUUACCUUCCCUGAGACCCACCACUCACCCACUUUCCCUGAGACCCACCACUCGCCCACCUUCCCUGAGACCCACCACUCACCCACUUUCCCUGAGACCCACCACUCACCCACUUUCCCUGAGACCCACCACUCACCCACUUUCCCUGAGACCCACCACUCACCCACUUUCCCUGAGACCCACCACUCACCCACUUUCCCUGAGACCCACCACUCGCCCACCUUCCCUGAAACUCACCACUCACCCACCUUCCCUGAGACCCACCACUCACCCACCCUCCCUGAGACCCACCACUCCCCCACCUUCCCUGAGACCCACCACUCUCACCCACCUUCCAUGAGACCUACCACUCACCAACCUUCCCUGAGACCCACCACUCACCAACCUUCCACGAGACCCACCACUCACCAACCUUCCAUGAGACCCACCACUCACCCAGGGCUGGAUUUAGGCAUAAGUUAAACAAAUUACAACUUAGGGCCUCGGUCUAAAGGGGCGUCUUAGAUUAGAUUUUGCCACCGAAGUGGCUAGUUUAUUGUGCACCCCAUAUCCAUCCUGUGGACGGUAGCGCAAGAGCAUAUGGUUACACAAAAGGCCUAGGAACUUGGCCCCAAAGGGUUAACAGGAAGUUAUUAUGCACCCCAUACCCAUCCUGUGGGCGGUAGUCAAAAGAUUACAGAGGUACAUAAUGGGUCCAGGGACUGGGCCUCAAAGUUUUGAUAGCUGAGCAAGUUACAGAGGUAAUGAAUUCACAAUUUACAAAGGUAAUGAACUCACAAUUUACAAAGGUAAUGAACUCCAGGUAGGUCUAGUCACAAUCAUGACAAGAAUAGGAACAGGAAUACAUAUGGAUUUAUUGAUACAAUGUUAUGGUCCUUGAAGGUGAGAUCCUCCGACAUGAUCACUCCCAGGUCUUUGACGUUGGUGUUUCGCUCUAUUUUGUGGCCAGAA
Messenger RNA from Cherax quadricarinatus, 3498 nucleotides. Its product is annotated as protein O-mannosyl-transferase 2. Lineage: Eukaryota; Metazoa; Arthropoda; Malacostraca; Decapoda; Parastacidae. Gene Ontology annotation, biological process: protein O-linked glycosylation via mannose. The record is from RefSeq and is a predicted model, not a curated record. Gene Ontology annotation, molecular function: dolichyl-phosphate-mannose-protein mannosyltransferase activity. Gene Ontology annotation, cellular component: membrane; endoplasmic reticulum.